UGUCAUGGCGCCGUUUUGAAACUUCUCCUGUUUGGAGCUACAUUUAAGUUCGUUGGAUGGCUAUCUUAUUACUGCUUGAUAUGAAACCGAGUGAGUAGAUUAGGGCGCCUUUAAAAAGCCUUAUAUUCACUUACCAUUUCACCUUACAAAUCGAUUUAAAUGGUUUGGAUUUCAGCUUCCUUUAGUUACAUAGCUAGCUAGCUAACCGCCUGCAGAAUUAGUUUAUUACCACUAGCUAGACAGAAAGUUAGUUACAUUUCUGACGGUGAAGAUUAUAGGAUAGCCGUCUAGCAAGCUGCCCGUCUUGUCUGAUAAACGCAUAUGCAACUAGAAGGCUGUCUUAGCUAACCUACCGUCAAAUGAAGGAUGUUUGGAUGAACACAGACAGUCAGGGAGGAUUCACCAUGACGGCUGAGGAGAAAAACCGUCGCCCGAACCCCGGUGAAUGGGGACGCCAAACACAGCUUUUGUUCAAUCUGGCCAUGCCUACCUGUGUCCAUAACCGAGCAACCAGUGCGCGCCCUCCAGCUCCAGUUGUGAUUGAGAAGCUCGCGCCCCACAGCACAAAGCAGGAUGAUGGGGAAAGCUGUGGCAGCUCCUUGCGCCUCUCGGUCCUCUCAGAGGAGCGCCUACAGGCGGCAGUGAGACUUGCCAAGAGAGACUUGUACAGGAAACGGCGGGACUCCAUGAACAGUCUGUUGCGUAAAUCAACUGAGAGGUCUACAAGUCUAGACUGGAAUAGCACAGCCAAUCUUCAGAGUGGGUUUUCCCCUAAAGGACAGCAGAGGAAAAGGAGCCCAAAGAGGCAGACAAAGUCCUACUCAGAGGUGCUUGUUUAUACGCCUGAGAAGCUCCCUGUGACCUCGCUGCCUGCCCAGGGUCAGUCCCCUCCCUCCAGAGAUGCUGGCCUGAGGGGUGUCGGCGGGGAGCCCCAACUCAGCAGGGAGAUCCACAAGCUACAGAAACAACUGACCACGUACAUCCAGAGGAUAGAGCAGCUGGCUAAAAAAGGGCGACCCAUUGAGGCUGUGGAAGAGGAGGAGAAGCACCGGCUGGAGGUCCGCCGGCAGGAGCAGGCGGCGCGCUCUUCACGCAUCAUCUACGCAUUGCAACAGCAGGUGAAAGAAAUCCAAGCGGAUUUGGAGAAGCUGCGAUCGCAGAGCGUAGGACACAUAAAAAAGUCAAGGGCAGUGGACAGGUUGGCCGCUGCCCAUCGAGGGGCAGUCCGAGCCAUGCAAGUGUUCAUCAACCAACUGUCGGACCCGGCGGAGAGCAGAGUGCCUGCCCAGUGUCAGGAGCUGGGCCAGCUCAUCCGCCAGCUCUUUCUCUGCUCAGCCAGGCUGGACGUGGGCCAGGGCUCGGCAAUGCCAGAGACCACCCUGGACAUCCUGCAGAAGUUGGAAACCCUGGACUCGGCUCUGAGCAAGAAGGACCGUGCCCGGGAGACCGAGCCCCAGAUGCGCAGCUCCUCACCUGUCAGAGAGAGGUCUCCCAGGGCCAGAGCUCUCAGCAUGUGCCCGCCACGUGUCCCUCAUGCCCUGACUGGGAAAGCUCCCCGGGGGCCAGUGAAACCUGCAGCCUUGAAAAAGCCCUUCCCAGGUAGGAGAGCAGCAGGGAGGCCCAAGAGAGGGGCGAGGCUCUCGGAUCAGGAGCGCGGUGAGGUGCUGAGGGUUGCCGUCCAGAGCCUGGUGCACCAGAGAGAGCUUAGUGAGGGAGAGGGAGGGAGAGAAAGCAGGCCGGAGCCACAUAGCUGCAGCCCGGCCACUGGUGCGGUUCGUCCAGCCAAAAGCAAGCAGGGUGAUCACGUUCGAGAUGCCAGCUUCCAGCAGGCCACUGUUUCAUCCAGGCUUAGAGAAAGUCAGUUACCACAGAGAGAGGCCUCCGUGCCCUGGAUCCCCACAUCUCCUCACUCCCCUACCAAACAGCGAGCCGUGUCCAGCAGGCCAGAGCCCAGGUGUCUCUUCUCCCCGGUAAAGAGCUCUUCCCGGGGCAGGAGCAGCACCCAGCAGGAGACCAAGACAGCUGCAGGCAGAAUGAGACAAGCCCAUCACGAGGCCCUCAGACAUGCUUGGCUGGACGGGAUGACUGAAGACGGGCUAAGGCAGCUGAAUCAGCUCACGAAAGAGGAAACUGAGCGUAUUGGUAGGCUCAGGUCCGAGGUGCUCUCUCCUACUCAGUGGGCUCAGAGAACUGAGGAGGCAGCUAGAGAAAGACUUCAGCCUCUGCUGGACUCUGUACAGGCUGCAGCAGGUGUGGAUGACCUAAACGGGGCCGCCACCCCGGAGGCCCUGCCGGGGGAGGCAGGCGGAGCCGCACGGGUGGAGGCGGACCAGGCCCACAGCAGGCUGCUGUGGGAGCCCAUGCUGGAGCGCAUGCUGCAGCGCAUGGAGGAAAUGGAGAGAGACGAGGAGGAAGUGCGACGGCGCUUCGCUACAAUCUCUUACGCGGACUAUCGGCACUGGGAGCGGAAUGCUGGAGCCCAGCGGAGGAGCGAUGGUUCCAGACCUACAUCUCCACAGCCCAUCAGAAUGACCAAAGCUGUUGUGAAGCCCUUCACCACUGCGGAGAUCUUGAUACAGAGGCCCGUGGAGAGCGGCAGGGUGUCGGAGAGCUCCCCUCCGGACGAGGAAGCAUCUGCCCCUGUCUGCAGCCCUCCGCCCCCCGGCCUCGUGGACCCUGAGGGAAGGGUCCGCCUGAGCGUGCCCCCAAGCGUUCUGAAGAACAUCCAGGAGUACAGAGAGGCCCAUGACUCCUACCUACGUCUGGUGUCCCACGAGGCCGUGGGCAACUUCGAUCCCUGGGCUGUCGCGGAACGUCUGGCUGAGGAGCUGAUGACGGAGGCCCUGGCUGAUGUGGCAGCAGAGUUCCAGGAGGUUUGUGAGCAGUAUGCUGAGGCCAUCUUCACCUCCGAGUUCCUCCAGCCGUGUCCUAGCAGUGCCACAGGCAGGACCUCAUUAUGGGGGUCUUUUUUGUCCCCCUUAGGCAAAAACUCCAGUUUUACAUUGUAAAACAUUUUUAUGUACUUUUAUAUACUUGUAUUGGAAUUUUUUUUUUCUUCUUUUCUUUAAUUGGGAGUGUGAUCUUUCAAGAGAUGAAGAACUAUUAAGCUUUUUUGUUUUGUUUUUCCUGCUAUUCAUAUGACAAGCAUUUGAGUUUCCUUUGGGCAUUUGAUCUCUUUACCACACACACAUCCUUUCAGCAUUAAGUUAGUGUGAAGCUCGAUUGCGACUUGCCAGUGUGCUGGUGCUACGUUUUCCAAUGUACUUGAGUUCAUGGCCAUGCCCAAGGACUUUAGACCUAUGGGUUUUUAUUGCUAUUACGGGGUAAAUUGCAAUUUCUGUUUUGUUUUUUUUUCUCUAAAGAAAAAUGUUCCCCGUUGCUCGUAGAUGUUUGCAGUUUCACGUGGUAAAGGUAUGGUAAUGAAGUGGUGAGGGCCACUGGACUAAUGCAAUUUGUGUUGGUGCUUGAAGGAAGAUAAGGAAGUGGAGGAGCCCAGCUGUUGGCUUGGCCUGCAGGGACCAUGCUUGUGACAUGCACAUACACAUUGACGGAGUUAAAUUAGCCAUCACCACGUCUGAUAUGUACAUGUGUGUGCGCAUGUGUCCUGUCUACAAAACGACAAAAGAGGAAGAUUUUAUGCAAAGGUUCCUGCCUUGUUUUCAUACAGAUCGCAUAGUCAAACUCAAUGGCACCUUCGUUUAAUAGCUAACAAACUUUUAGAAGUAUGAAUAUGUUAGAAUUAUUUAUACAGUGAAAUAAUGCCCCCUAUUUUAUAAUAGUAAUAAACCCUUUUUUUCUUUUA
Messenger RNA from Electrophorus electricus (electric eel), 3802 nucleotides. Its product is annotated as KIAA0753 ortholog. Gene Ontology annotation, biological process: protein localization to centrosome; centriole replication. Gene Ontology annotation, cellular component: microtubule organizing center; centriolar satellite. The record is from RefSeq and is a predicted model, not a curated record. NCBI's taxonomy places the organism in Eukaryota, Metazoa, Chordata, Actinopteri, Gymnotiformes, Gymnotidae.